UAUUGCUCUACUGUUCUGUGACAUACACCUGCCCAGGUACCAACAAGGAGCCAAACUGACAUAACCUACCUCAAAAAGCAUGAAUCUUUACGUUUGUCUCCCUCUGCUGGCUGUUCUGCUGCAACCUGCUGUGUGUCUUUACAACUGUUCAUCUCAGUAUGAGAGAACUCCAGACAACUCGGACAUGGUGGUUGACUGCGGCCCUAGUGUGAUUACUCUGGAGGUCAACUACUGCACGGCUCAGUGGGCAGGCUUCAACGCCACAGAACUGUCACUGAAUGGGAACCACAACAAUACAGACUGCCAGGGCUCCAUCGACACCAGUGUGGACCCCCCAAUCAUCCGCUACCAGCUUCCUGUUAACCACAGUCAGAGUAACCCCUGUCGCCAGUCUCUGCAGAUCGUGGAUGAAGCACCAGACCCCACAGGUCCCUUCAGCAGCUUCUUGAGCAUCCAGUCAGUUAUCAUCACAGGAUUUAUCGACACACCCAGAUCUGACCAGGGGGUGAUCAGCUACUCUACAGACCUCUAUUAUCACUUCUCCUGCCGCUAUCCACUGGAGUACCUGCUCAACAACACACAAAUUGCAGCCUCUUCAGUCUCGGUGGCAACCAGUGAAAAUAAUGGAUCCUUCAUUGAUACACUAAAAAUGAGUGUUUUUAAUGACACCGAUUAUGGCUAUCCAUUACUUGUACCUUCAGCUGGACUUGAGCUACGAACCAGGAUCUAUGUGGAGGUCAAGGCCAUUAACCUCACAGGAAACUUCAAUGUACUGCUGGAUCACUGCUUUGGGACUCCCACUCCUUACAACAUGUCGCAGAAUGAACAACACAACUUUUUCACCGGCUGCACAGUAGAUGGCAGAGUGAAUGUGACGAGCAAUGGCCUCUCCAAGGUUGCCCGGUUUAACUUUGAGGCUUUCCGCUUUGUGGCGCACCGUGACAAGGCAAAGUCCAGCAUCUAUCUACACUGCAUAAUGAGACUCUGUGAGCCCAGCAAAUGUGAAGAGCUGCUGUCUGGUUGUUCUUCCAGAAGAAAAAGAUCUUUGACUCCUUUUGGAGAAAGGAGUAGUGAAUCUGCCACUGUCUCAGUUGGACCUCUUUACACUGCUCAAGAAGGUGUGCCUUUUGCAGCUGCUUACAGUAAUGACGUGGAACCAGAGUGGGACGAUGACGAUGUGACAGGACUGGUGGUCGGUGUGGUGUUUGGCUCAGCUGCUGCUGUUUUACUGGUUCUCGGUGGCUGGUUUGUCCUGAAGAAGUUUUAUUGGGUGGGAGGGUUAUCUCAUGCGUUUGCCUGACACACCAACUUGAAAAUUGUCUUUGCCUCACACCACAUUGUAACUGCAGGUGUAUUGUAAAUAUAUGAAAAGUCAAGGUUUUUCUGUAAUAAUGAAAUGUUCUUGUCAGGUGACUAUGGAGGCCAAGAAAAUAACUUGCUAUCUUGUGUAACUUUGUAUGCUUAUUGCAUUCAAGAGUUGGAAAUGAAGGAACAGCUGAACCUGAGCUGUAAGAAAGAAAUAUUUACUAUGUAAGCAAUUAAAGAAUAGAGUCAUUUUUAUUUUUUAUGGAAGUGCAAGUUUGCUUUAAUAACACCUGUGAAUCUGCCUGCCCUGCUAUAUGUUCUUUUUCUACAAUAUCAUAAAUGUUUUGUACAGAAUCCUAAUAAAACCACUGUUGAACAAAUU
Messenger RNA from Stegastes partitus (bicolor damselfish), 1687 nucleotides. Its product is annotated as zona pellucida-like domain-containing protein 1. The coding region runs from base 80 to 1300 and encodes 406 amino acids. The record is from RefSeq and is a predicted model, not a curated record. NCBI's taxonomy places the organism in Eukaryota, Metazoa, Chordata, Actinopteri, Pomacentridae. The transcript has 11 exons.